This is a messenger RNA of Eublepharis macularius, 1640 nucleotides long. RefSeq lists its product as uncharacterized. The record is from RefSeq and is a predicted model, not a curated record. Bases 173 to 1330 code for a protein of 385 amino acids. NCBI's taxonomy places the organism in Eukaryota, Metazoa, Chordata, Lepidosauria, Squamata, Eublepharidae. The transcript has 2 exons.
UUCCAUCUUGGCUUUCUUCCUGUCUCUUGCUGGUCCAUGCAACAUCUGUAUUAUUUUCCUCCAGGUGUGGCUUCUAGUUCUUUGGGGGAAAGUUUUGCACUUAUUGGGCAUUUCAACAUCUGGAACUGUUGGGAGUUUGGUAUUGUUCUUUAUUGAUCAGGUCAAAUCAGAAAUGCCACAUACCCCUCGCCAACGCUUGCAGCCUCGAGCCCCAGUGUGGUCAGAGAUGGAAACGCGGGAUUUCCUUGCCCUCUGGGGUGAAUUGCUGAUUCUAAGGUGGAUUGAGAACCGACCACCAAACAGCGACAUCUAUGAGGACCUUUCAGCCCAAAUGAUCGCCAGGGGUCACGAGCGUAAUGCGUCACAGUGCAGGAACAGGGCCCGGGAUCUGAAGCGAAGUUAUCGUAGAGCCAAGGAUGCGCAAGUAUGCGCCGGAGCUGAGCCAGUUUCCUGCCGCUAUUUUCAAGAGUUGGAUCAAAUGUUUGGCGGUGAAAUGGACGGUGUCGCUAAUCGAAGUCUGGCCAACAUGGAUGGAGCCAUCCGGGUUGUCGUGAAAACCGAGGACACGGGAGACAUGGAGGCCCAAGUCUCUGAGGAAGAGGGCAACCAAAUGACCCCACCCAACACUCUCUCAAGCAUGGAUGCUGACACAGAUACUGAAACCGAACCGAAUUUGGGGCUCUCGCGAGAGUUUGUGGCUGCUGACCCAGAAGUGAUUGAAACUACAAUAGGGGAAGAAGGUUCAGAAGACAAAACUGUGCCUUUAUGUGGACAAGGAGUUGCUGGCCCCAGUGAAGAUGGACACCAUCCUAUUACUGGCAGAGGGAGACGCGAGAACCCCUUGGGACGUCCCCUGACGACAGCAGAGAGAAUGGCAUCCAUGCGGGAGAGGAAGAGGCGUUCCCACGAAGAAAUGAUGCACGAGAUCAUGACGGACUACCGGAGGACCUGGGAGACCAUGGAGGCGCUUCACAAGAGGGGCGAGAUUAGCGCAGGAGAGUUUCGAGAGGCGAUGCUGAGGGAGAUGCUGCUAGACAGGGAGGCCCGGACGCGGGAAGCCCAGCUCGAUCGAGAAUCCCGGGCGAGGGAGGCCCAGCUGGAUAGAGAGGCAAGGGCCAGGGACAACCACCUGGAGAGGGAGAUUAGGAUUAAGGAGCUCAACAUGAUUGAGGCGGAGCUCCAACGCACCAGGGAUAUCCUUCAUCCUAUGGUCGACGCUGUGGUGUCUGUGGCAGAGGUCUUGCGUACAACAGGCAGAAUAUCACAGAAGCCUGGCCGGCAGCAACCAGGUGGAGGGGACACCUUUUUGGAAUUGGAAAAUAGUGAAUAAUCUCCACCUUUUGGGGGGGAUAAUAGUAUAGUUACUGUGUCAGACCAAAAUGAGUGGUGUUGAGGAGGGUCUUCAGUAGUGCAAAACACUACAUUAAGUUAGUCUUUACUGGAGGAAGCUUUCUUCUAUCUGAUAACAAACUCAGAUGCAUUUGUCUGCCUUUCGCUGCCCCACACUCUCCGGCUCUAUGAGUUAGAGAAAUAAAAUUACUCUAUUUGUGUUAAAAACAGGGCCUAGAAAGAACAUGAGCUUCCAAUCUUCACUUUUUCUACACCCAAACUAAGUGUCUCGGGUCUGUCCAGAGGCCAUU